This is a messenger RNA of Pelodiscus sinensis (Chinese soft-shelled turtle), 1966 nucleotides long. NCBI's taxonomy places the organism in Eukaryota, Metazoa, Chordata, Testudines, Trionychidae. The record is from RefSeq and is a predicted model, not a curated record.
UCUAGGCAGCUAUUCUAUGCUGCCUCUGCAGGGCAUAGAGUGCCUGGAGAACAUGGUCACCUAACCUGCAGAGUGGAGUAAUGCACCCAGCAUGCUCUACUACAGAGACAGCAGGGUGGGAGGAGAGCCUGCCAAGCUGGAUACAUUGUCCAGGGAGAUUUCCCUCUGUGCUGAAAGCAGACAUGCCAGUAAGUAGCCUACCUGUCCCCAGAUAUCUCCACUGCCCAUGGAAGUUACCUUCCAUGUCAUCCCCUCAGUGUUCACAGCCUUGGCCCUAAUGCCUCCAUCAGUAUCUUCUCAGCUCCACUUGCCAGUCACAAAGGAAGGAGGAAACCAGAGACCUCUCUGAUGUCAUAUUGGCCAGCCACUGAUUGGACGGAAGCUCAGGACUUGGUUUAUGAUGUCACGAGUGGUGUGGCACGUCGCUGUAGAUGUAUGUGUCUGGUGGAAGAUGAGGCUGCUCUCCCGCCUCCUCCUCCUCCACACCUUGGUCUGGCCCUGGCACAGCACGGAAGGCAGCUGUGAUGCAGUUUGUGGGCACCGCCCCCUGGUGUCUGGCUAUGGGGGGAUGCGGAUCGUGGGUGGCGUCGAUGCUCUGCCAGGGGCCUGGCCCUGGCUCGUCAGCAUCCAGAUCCCCACUCGAACAGGCCCCCGGCAUUCGUGUGGCGGGUCCCUCAUCAGCGCCCGCUGGGUCCUCACAGCAGCUCACUGCUUCAAAGCCAAGAGAAGGCUGCUCCCGCAGUGGCGUGUUGUGAUUGGUGCAUCUCAGCUCUCCCAACUUGGCCCCGAGGCCCAGGUGCGCUCCAUCAAGCAGGUGGUGCAGCACGAGCGCUACGAGCCGCGCAUGGAGAGGAACGACAUCGCUCUGCUGGAGCUCAGCCAGCCAAUUGUGUGCAAUGACUAUGCACAGCUUGCCUGCCUGCCCGAUGCCAGGACAGAGGUGUCAAAACUCGUCCACUGCUACAUCAGCGGCUGGGGUGUCACACAGGAGACAUCUCUGGAAACAGCUGACAUCCUGCAGGAAGCCAAGGUGCAUCUUAUUGACACCACAACCUGCAACAGCAGCCGCUGGUACAACGGGGCCAUCGCCAGCAACAACCUGUGUGCAGGGUACGAGCAAGGAGGCAUCGACAGCUGCCAGCACUGGCCUCUCCCCUGCCAGGUGGUAUGGAAGUCUUCUCUGCCUGCCUGCUGCCAGAAUCCUUCCAUAGCCCCAUGUGAUGGGUAAUCUCAGCUGGAAACCCCUUUGCUUUUCUUUGUGCCAUUGUAUUUAGGGGUGUAAAGCCCUAUGCAAAAGGAAAGGGGGGGGGGCGUAGAGCCCAUAAUGAGCUGCUUCGAGCUGUGUCAAUCUCCUAAAGUAAAUGGGAAGAACUUCGUUUAGUGUCCUUUGUAAUGAGACUGGCCACAACACGAAGCAAUAGGCCACAGAAUGGACUAGAGGGGACCAGUAUCCCUAAUAUCAAUGACUCAGAGACCCAAUAUGGGUCAGGGGCUCUCAGGGCCAGUGAAGCCGAUACCCUGAACAUGGCAUGCAGGACCCAGAGGCAAAGCCCCUGAGCUCUAGCACGUGGGGGUGGGGAGUGAGGCCACCAUGCCAUAGUGGCUGCAUUCAGAGGCUGGCUGAAGAGGGCUCUCUGUUGGAGGAGGAAGAGAAGGGAGCUGAGAGCUCACUGCUCACCAAAGCACAGAAUGAGCCAGCACCUGCCUCCUGAUGGAAGAAGCCCUGGAUGCAGCUCCCAGACAGUCCAUCCCCACGAGCGGGGGGCACCUUUUGGAACAUGUGCUAGGGCUCCGCCCAAGCUAGCCAGGCCUCAGUGGUGAGCCCCCUUCCUCUGAGCUCCAACUGACAGACGUCUCUGUGGCAGGUGCUAGAGGGAAGAAUGUGGGUCCUUAAGCCUCUUCCAAGGAGGCGCCAGCCCCCCUGCCAAGCUUGGCUCAUCAGUGACAAGCUGGCUGUGCCUCAGAC